CUAUUUGAGAUUGGCAACCGUGACUGCAACUUACUUAUGGAAUUAGCGUGAACUUGUGUGUGUACGAUUUCUUAUUUACACACUGAAAAUGCCGCCUGCUGAAAAUAAUGUACCACUUGGACAACCUCAGCUUAAAAAGCAAGAUCUGUCAACUCUAGAUAUAAAUAGCUUAACGCCAUUAACAGAAGAAGUAAUCAGUCGGCAGGCAACAAUUAAUAUUGGAACAAUUGGUCAUGUAGCACAUGGCAAAUCAACUGUUGUUAAAGCAAUAUCUGGUGUACAGACUGUAAGAUUCAAAAAUGAGCUGGAACGUAACAUUACAAUCAAAUUGGGUUAUGCCAAUGCAAAGAUUUAUAAGUGUGAUUAUGAGAAUUGUCCACGACCAGGUUGUUAUAAAUCUGCAAGAAGUAGCAAAGAAGAUGAUUUUCCCUGUGACAGGAUAGGAUGUCCUGGUAGAUUUAGACUUCUCAGGCAUGUGUCUUUUGUUGACUGUCCUGGUCACGAUAUUCUUAUGGCUACUAUGCUUAACGGUGCUGCUGUAAUGGACGCGGCUCUUCUUUUAAUAGCUGGAAACGAAUCCUGUCCUCAGCCACAGACUUCUGAACAUUUAGCAGCCAUUGAAAUUAUGAAACUCAACCAUAUUCUAAUUCUUCAGAACAAAAUUGAUUUGGUUAAGGAAUCGCAAGCGAAAGAACAAUAUCAACAAAUCUUGAAGUUUGUUCAAGGCACUGUAGCUGAAGGUGCUCCAGUUAUACCCAUUAGUGCUCAACUCAAGUACAAUAUCGAAGUUGUUUGCGAAUACAUUGCAAAAAAGAUACCUGUUCCAGUUAGAGAUUUCACAUCAGAACCAAGACUUAUCGUUAUUCGAUCUUUUGAUGUGAAUAAACCUGGAUGCGAAGUCGAGGAUCUUAAAGGAGGUGUAGCAGGUGGAAGUAUUCUUCGAGGCGUGUUGAAGGUUGGAAUGGAAAUUGAAGUUCGUCCUGGUAUUGUUACUAAAGAUGAUGAAGGGAAACUUAUGUGUAAGCCUAUUAAAUCAAAAAUAGUGUCUCUUUUUGCUGAGCAGAAUGAUUUAAUGUUUGCCGUACCUGGUGGAUUAAUUGGUGUAGGAACAAAAAUUGACCCAACAUUGUCACGAGCAGAUCGAAUGGUUGGUCAAGUAUUGGGAGCUGUUGGUGCUUUGCCUGAGAUUUUUACAGAACUUGAAAUUUCAUAUUUCUUGCUGCGUCGAUUGUUAGGUGUUCGUACAGAAGGAGAUAAAAAGGGAGCAAAGGUUCAAAAGCUAGCAAAGACUGAAAUCCUGAUGGUGAACAUUGGCUCUUUAUCAACUGGUGGAAGAGUAUUAGCAGUUAAAGCUGAUUUAGCAAAAAUUAGUUUGACAAACCCUGUAUGUACAGAAGUGGGUGAAAAAAUUGCUCUUAGCCGUAGGAUAGAUAAGCAUUGGAGAUUGAUUGGAUGGGGAAUGAUUAGGAGAGGUGUUACAACAAAACCUGUUGUGUAGGACUGGUGUAUAUACAAGUUGAAUGUUAUUUUGUAAUAUGGCUCGAUGUAAUGCUAAUAAAGGAUGGAAAUGAACAUUGUUUUUUAAAGGUAUAAUGAACAUCAUAGGCACAAGAAAUUUUUAUGUCAUGUGUAACAGUAUUAAAUAAACACUGUUGCUAAAUUGUU
This is a messenger RNA of Argiope bruennichi, 1665 nucleotides long. RefSeq names its product eukaryotic translation initiation factor 2 subunit 3, Y-linked (gene eIF2gamma). Gene Ontology annotation, cellular component: eukaryotic translation initiation factor 2 complex; cytosol. The record is from RefSeq and is a predicted model, not a curated record. Gene Ontology annotation, biological process: positive regulation of translational fidelity; formation of translation preinitiation complex. The transcript has 13 exons. NCBI's taxonomy places the organism in Eukaryota, Metazoa, Arthropoda, Arachnida, Araneae, Araneidae. Gene Ontology annotation, molecular function: tRNA binding; translation initiation factor activity; GTPase activity. Bases 89 to 1498 code for a protein of 469 amino acids.